AUGGGCAGUAUAGAGAAGGGCCCAAGCCUGCUCAGAGUUGCCAUUGUCGGGACGGGGAUAGCGGGACUCACCGCGGCAAUCGCUCUUCGGAAACAUCCCAAAAUCAGUGUCGAGCUGUACGAAAAGGCCACUGAGUUGAAGGAGAUUGGAGCCAGUAUCACUCUCGGACCCAACGGUCUGAGAACAUUGCAAAGACUCGGCCUGGAAGACUGCAUCAGUGACCAGGUGGGAUACCGUGGACCCAACCCCGUUUCCAGGUUCUACCGCCACUGGAAGACAAACGAGAUCAUCGGCGAGGACUUUUAUGAAAACGUCUCGGAGCCUCUGCAUUAUACCGCGAGGUUCCAUCGCGGCCAUCUCCAGCAAGCUCUACUCAAGCACGUCCCCCGCGAUACCAUACACUUGAAGAAGAAGAUAGUGUCUGCCACGGUCGAUCCGCAAGAUCAUGUGAAGUUGGAGUUCCAAGACGGCACCACUGCAACGGCCGACAUACUGAUUGGAGCUGAUGGCAUCCGUUCAGGUGUCAGGACCGCUUUCGCUCCAGACUUCGAGCUGGAAUGGAGUGGGCAUACCGCCUUCCGCGGUAUCUUCGACGCCUCUCUCGUUGAGCCGAUUGAAGGGGUACCGCUGGACUCAACUCACUGGUGGGGACCAGACACGAACUUCUUCGCCACACGACUAGCCCGGGACCUGUUCACCGUCCAAGGCGGAAUCUACGCGGAUCCCGCCGACCCGGUCGCGAUCGCGAAGUUCAGAGACGGAGCACCGUGGGACCAAGAAGCGAACGUGAAGCUCCUCAAGGAGAAGUACGCGGACUGGAAUCCAAUCGUCAAGGCUCUCGCGGACGUAACGCCCGACAUCCGCUACUACCCCAACUACUUCAGCGGCUCCUCGCUCCCGACCUGGGUCUUCGGCAACGGCAGGGUCACGCUGAUCGGCGACGCGGCGCACGCCCACGGGGGGGCUUUCGCAACCGGGGGCUCGCUCGCCAUCGACGAUGCCUACGCCCUCUACCGAUCCAUCACGUCCGUCUUCCCCCCUGCGGCGACCGAGGGGCCCUCGCCGGGCGAGAUCCGGCGCGCGCUGGAGCUGUACGAGGCGACGAGGAGGCCGCACGCGGUGCGCCUGCUGCAGGUCGUGCACGCCAACAACGAGAUGAAGACGAGGAAGAUUAGGGCCGAGACGCGGGAGACGGAUGGGGAGUUGAGGGCCAGGGCCAAGAGGGGCUCGGGCACGACUUGGCUGCAUGAGCAUGACGUUGUGCGAGCUUUCGAGGAGGUGCUCGCUAAGGAUUCGAUGAAGAGGCCGAGAGGCGUGGUAGAGUAG
Drepanopeziza brunnea f. sp. 'multigermtubi' MB_m1 is the source of this 1326-nucleotide messenger RNA. RefSeq lists its product as uncharacterized. The record is from RefSeq and is a predicted model, not a curated record. NCBI's taxonomy places the organism in Eukaryota, Fungi, Ascomycota, Leotiomycetes, Helotiales, Drepanopezizaceae. Gene Ontology annotation, molecular function: FAD binding; monooxygenase activity.